Molecule: messenger RNA, 1381 nt
Organism: Mya arenaria
Lineage: Eukaryota; Metazoa; Mollusca; Bivalvia; Myida; Myidae
Product: putative ferric-chelate reductase 1
Exons: 9
Coding region: 47-1381 (444 amino acids)
Molecular function (GO): oxidoreductase activity, acting on metal ions
Source: RefSeq, a predicted model, not a curated record
UGAAUACUGGGCAAUAAACGCUAUUUAACUACUCUUGUCCACCACCAUGCGUUUGUUAAUAUCGUAUCUAGGAUUAAUUCUGCACAUUUCAGGUGGCUUGGCCUAUAUGACGGGUGCCCCGACGGUGUGUCUGGGUCUUCACAUAGUGCACGACAGGAACGUGGCGCAAAAAACGGAAGUUCCUUUCAAGCUCAAUUUUUCUACGACUACUUACACACCGGGACAGGACGUCAACAUUAAGCUGGCGUCUCCUGACAGUUUGCCAUUUAAGGGGUUUGUGAUUUAUGCACAUCGGAUGAUCGGGGACAGAGAGAGACCAGUUGGGGAGUUUGUGACCUUUCCACCAAACAAGGCGCGCCAAGUAGCCUGUUCCGGGGAAGAAAUGGUUGGGGUGACCCACAAGAACAACAACACAGUGACAUCAAUAGAUGUUACAUGGAGACCGCCUUCCGAAAAUGUCGGGGACAUCAUAUUCAAGUAUAUGGUGGUAAUCGAUUUCGAGACGUUCUGGAUAGACAGUACAAGUGACGUUCUGCCCUCGUCCAAGUCUCUGGUGGAAAUUCCACAAGUGGAACAGGUGAAGUACGGCACCGGAGAUAUCAAUUGGGAAGCGUGUGGAGAGACUAAGGGGUGUUUUCUGUCGCCUCGCUUCUGUAGCGGAAGUGAUUGUAAAGUGGCUGCUACCUGGCAUCCAGACGGCGACUUUGUUCAUUUCGAACUCUUUGUGAAGGAUGCAGAAUAUGUUGCACUUGGAUUUUCCGAUGAUACAAUUAUGGAAGGCUCCAUAUACAAUAUGUCGAUAAAGACAGAAGAUGAUGCCACGAUUUGCAGAUACUCGCGACCGCGUGUUAUUGACGAGUACACCGUAUUCUGGGGCUACACGGCCUUAGACCUUAAAAGGGAUUACAUUUUGUUUCUUGCUUGGGGCCCUCUCUACGAAAACACUGAUAUUUUAAACACGCACAUUGAGCCCCCAGUUGUAUCUGACGGCAAAGCGAAUAUGUACACGGUUAAUAUAGUUCGUGGUUCUGCACUUCCAUUCACCACGCAAAUUCACGGUACCGAAAGACAGGAGGUUGCAGAAUCCACAGCAGGGUUCAUACAGCAAAGUCAGACCAUGGCAGAGAUCAAACCCAAAAACUCAGACUCAGACCAUGGCCAACCUCAAACUCAGAGACAGACCAUGGCAGAGAUCAAACCCACAAACUCAGACUCAGACCAUGGCGAACCUCAAACUCAGAGAAAGACCAUGGCAGAGAUCAAACCCACAAACUCAGAGUCAGACCGUGGCAGAGAUCGAACCCACAAACUCAGACUCAGGCCAUGGAGAACCCACAAACUCGGAGUAAGACCAAGGCAGAGAUCAAACCCAAAAACUUAG